CGCAGACCACGACGAUGCCAACGAAGAUCCACCAACGAGACACCCCCAAACCCCAACUAAACUAAACGACGUCGGCGGCGGCGACAACGACGACGAACGCGAAGACGCACACAGUCUCCGUCGAUUCUGGGAUCACUUUCUCUUGUUUUCCCGAGAAAAUGAAGGAGCCCAAGGACCUUGGGAUCAAGCUGUUCGGGAUGAAGAUCGCGUUGCCUGAGAACGAGAAGAUCCCAGUCAUUUCCGGCGACAACUCUGUCGCCGGAGAUUCUGAAGCUGUUGUUGUUGUUCAUGGAGAUAAUAGUUCUGAUCGUGAUUGUAGUCCGGUGGUCAGUCCUGUCGAAGACCAGAAAGUGAAGAAAGUAGGAGAAGAACAAAAACAAGCAAAGGAUCCUCUAAUUGGAAAACCUACUGAGACUAAACGGCAAGACAUUUCGCCACCUCUGGUUACAGAAGAUUUGACGAAUUUAGAAACAUUGCCAGAGUCUGAAGAGAACCUCGGGACACCUUCCGUUGAUGAAGAAACUGCGACAUUGAAUCCUCCCAAGACAGAAAAUGAUCAGAGUGAUACAAAUAGCUCAGAACAGAAAACCCUAAAGAAACCGGACAAAAUUAUUCCAUGUCCCCGUUGUAGUAGCAUGGACACGAAGUUCUGUUAUUACAACAAUUAUAAUGUUAAUCAGCCCCGUCAUUUCUGCAAGAGCUGUCAGAGAUACUGGACUGCCGGAGGUACCAUGAGGAAUGUGCCAGUGGGAGCUGGUCGUCGCAAGAACAAAAAUGCCGCCUCAAAUUGUCGUCACAUCACCAUUUCUGAAGCUCUCCAAGUAGCUCGAUUGGAUGCUCCAAAUGGGAUCCAUUACCCUGCACUCAAACCCAAUGGCAAAGUCCUCUCUUUUGGCUCAGAUGCACUGCUUUGUGACUCCAUGAGUUCUGCCUUAAAUCUUGUGGAGAAAAAGGCACCAAAUGGUAUCCAAAAUGGGGUUUAUAAACUUGAAAAAGGAAUUGCAGUUGCUUGCACUGGUGGAGAAAAUGGCGAUGAUUGCUCUAGUGGGUCCUCUGUCACAACUUCAAAUUCACUUGACGAAUGCUCUAGAAAUGGGCUUCAAGAGCCAAUGAUUCGAAAUAUGAAUGGCUUCCCUUCUCCAAUUCCAUGCCUGUCCGGGGUUCCAUGGCCUUAUCCUUGGAAUUCUGCAGUUCCCGUCCCAGCCAUUUGCCCUCCAGGAUUUCCUAUGCCAUUCUAUCCUGCAACUUACUGGAAUUGUAGUGUUCCAGGUGCUUGGAGUGUACCAUGGUUAUCUCCUAUGAUGAGCCAAAAGGUACCACUCUCUGGUUUUAGUGCACCAACUUUAGGAAAGCGUUCCAGGGACGGCGACUUGCUUAAACCGAGCAAUAUGGAGGGAAAUGAACAGGCGGUGGAACAGAAGGAUUCUGAAAAAUCCAUUUUGAUUCCGAAAACUUUAAGGAUCGACGACCCUGAUGAAGCUGCAAGGAGUUCCAUAUGGGCAACACUGGGGAUUAAGAACGACGUCUCCAGCAGGGCAGGCCUUUUUAAGGCCUUCCAACCAAAGGGCAAGGAAAAGAAUCACAUUGUCGAAACCUCUCCAGCAUUACGGGCUAACCCUGCUGCCUUGUCUAGGUCCCUCACCUUCCAAGAGGGUGUCUGAGGUGUAGCAUCUGUUAAGAUUGUGUCAUUAAGGAGUAAUUUCGAACCACUUACCGUCAUCCCGGAUAGGUCACAUAGUGUUGAAGGUAUGGUUUCUCAGCAGAAUAUGGGAGUAGUUGUCUCGGAGAAAGCUCUAGCAGAAACUGGUCUCGUCUUUCUUGUAACAUUAAGAAUAGGUUCCUUUGUUCUAUAUGGUGAGUUUGUCUGUACAUAUCUAUGUAUAAAAGAAAUACUGACAUUAGAAGCAGAGAAAGAGAGUGGAAGAUCUUUAGAUGUACCAAAAUUAGAAUGUAAUUGUAAGCUGUGUCUGGAAAGUAGUUCUUUUUUCCAUUUCCUUUGUAAUUUCAAUAAAAUUGGAGUUUUUCCUUCA
Messenger RNA from Cornus florida, 2030 nucleotides. RefSeq names its product cyclic dof factor 3. The transcript is spliced from 2 exons. Bases 159 to 1661 code for a protein of 500 amino acids. Gene Ontology annotation, molecular function: DNA binding; DNA-binding transcription factor activity. Gene Ontology annotation, biological process: regulation of DNA-templated transcription. NCBI's taxonomy places the organism in Eukaryota, Viridiplantae, Streptophyta, Magnoliopsida, Cornales, Cornaceae. The record is from RefSeq and is a predicted model, not a curated record.